Scaptodrosophila lebanonensis is the source of this 1037-nucleotide messenger RNA. RefSeq names its product alpha-tocopherol transfer protein-like. The transcript has 4 exons. Gene Ontology annotation, molecular function: phosphatidylinositol bisphosphate binding. The record is from RefSeq and is a predicted model, not a curated record. Lineage: Eukaryota; Metazoa; Arthropoda; Insecta; Diptera; Drosophilidae. Bases 1 to 915 code for a protein of 304 amino acids. Gene Ontology annotation, cellular component: membrane.
AUGGUUUGCGGACGCUCUCACCUGGAGGCCACAGCACAGGCCGAGUGCAACGAGAAUAUCGCCGCAAAUGAGGCUCUCAUUGCCACGCUACAGACAUGGAUUACGAAGUCGCCUCAUCUAAGCGCUCGCACCAACGAACAGCUCCUUUUGUCCUUCCUGCGUCGCUGUCGCUUCAGCCUGGAGGAGACCAAGAGACGCAUCGACAACUACUAUGCCCUACGAGGCGUCUUCCCCGAGGUGCUCUGCGAUCGGCAGGUGAACGAGGCACUUCUAACACAAUUCCAGCGUGGUAUACACAUCAUUCCAGCGCGCCCCUUGAGUGCAAUGGGUCCACGGGUCAUCAUAUCGCAGUUCUCCAAAAUUGAUACGAAAAAAUCGAAUCCGCGCGAGGCAUUCAAGCUGCUCUUUAUGCUAUUGGAAUUAUUGGCCCUGGAGUGCGAUAAUGCUAGUGUGGCGGGCCUGUUCUAUGUGAUUGAUGCCCGUGAUGUCAAUAUGGAGCAAAUGCUGCAAUACGAUCCGUUUCUGCUGAAGAAAACGUUCGCUCUAGUCGAUCAGUGCUUGCCCCUCCGAUUCGUAGAAGUACACAUGAUCAAUAUGCGACGGGAGGGACAGGCUAUAUUCAACUUUGUCACCUCCUUUCUGCCACCCAAGCUGCCUUGGAAGUUUGUGGUGCACAAGAAGGCUGAGGAUCUGUACGAGCACCUGCCUCGCGAGGCCAUGACCAUCGAGUAUGGCGGCACCAAUGGCUAUCAGGCCGAGGCCCUGGACUACUGGAAACAGAAGCUGAACGAGUACCAGCAAUACUUUGCGGAAGAUGCACAAUUCUGCACGAAUGAGAAGUUACGCGUGGGUCUGGCCAAUAGCUGGGCAGCCGGCGAGCUGAGCGGCUCCUUCCGUAAGCUGGAGGUGGAUUAGGGAGAUGGGGAGAGAUUUCAAGAAUUCCGCUUGUUCAUUAUGUUUAUUUUUAUUAGUGUUUAGUUUUAUGCUAAAUUUACAGUAUAAUUUAAACUUUUAAUUAACAUACAACUAACUAAUUA